AUUUGAGUAAUCAGUCAUUGUGAUGCCACUCUUUAACAAGAAAUUCGAAUCGAAGCCCAUACCAGCGCGUGUGAGUCGCUGUAAUAUUGGCUUUCCGGUCGUGAACGAGGACAUUGAGGAUUUUCGUAACAUCUCAUUGAGUUUGGGCAACAAGAAGCUGCGUUUCGCCGAUGGCAUUUGGAUGCAUUCGGCGCAUAAAGCAGAUGUGGAUGACAUGCUACGCUUAAACAAGAAAUUCCGAGCUCUAGAGGAGGAGAAUAACAUGUGUAACUUGAAAAUAGAAGUUAUGCUAGAUUUGUUAGCUGAGCAUGCCACAGAGCUCAAUGACUUGAAGCCCAAGGAGAAGUGUAAGCCCAAGGAACAACUGGUACAAAGACCAAUAUAACAAUUUA
Molecule: messenger RNA, 392 nt
Organism: Drosophila arizonae
Lineage: Eukaryota; Metazoa; Arthropoda; Insecta; Diptera; Drosophilidae
Gene: Cby
Product: beta catenin antagonist chibby
Source: RefSeq, a predicted model, not a curated record